AAGAGAAGCCGACUGUGUGGUGCCAAAUUGCAACAAGCAUGAAGGUCUUGGUUGCCGUCAAGCGCGUGGUGGAUUAUGCCGUCAAGGUCCGCGUGACGCCCACGGGCGUAGACCUCAACAACGUCAAGAUGAGCAUGAACCCUUUCUGCGAAAUCGCCGUCGAAGAAGCGAUUCGGUUGAAAGAGAAGAAGGUCGCGACGGAAGUUGUUGCGGUGUCGAUUGGACCCAAGCAGGCGCAAGAAACGUUGCGUACGGCGUUGGCCAUGGGGGCCGACCGUGGGAUUCACAUUGAAACGGAUGUCCGCCUCGACCAGGACUUGCAACCCCUCGCGGUGGCCAAGCUCCUUGCGAAAGUCGUCGAAUCCGAAAAGCCCGACUUUGUCGUGUUGGGAAAGCAGAGCAUUGACUCGGAUGCGGCGCAAACCGGCGCGUUCCUUGCCGGGUUGCUCAACUACCCCCAAGCGACCUUUGCGUCGAAGUUGGACAUCGCCGACAAGAAGGCUCUGAUCACGCGCGAAACGGAUGCCGGCGUCGAAACGUUGGAAUCGUCGCUGCCGUUGGUCUUGACCGCCGAUCUGCGGUUGAACCAACCUCGCUAUGCGACUUUGCCCAACAUCAUGAAGGCGAAGAAGAAGCCAAUCGAGUCCAAGCCCAUCGCAGACUACGGCGUCGACAUCACCCCCCGCAUCCAAACGAUUCGAGUUGCCGAACCCACGGCCCGAAAGGCCGGGAUCACCGUCCCUGACGUGGCGACCUUGGUUGAAAAGCUCAAGAACGAAGCUGCCGUCAUCUAGACAUCUUGAUAACUACUUGAACGAUGCCACGCUUCUUCUUCGUCGUCGUUCCUUUCCAUCCCGUGGCCGCUCCAUCGCCACCGCGGUCGAG
Aphanomyces invadans is the source of this 885-nucleotide messenger RNA. RefSeq lists its product as hypothetical. The transcript is spliced from 5 exons. Gene Ontology annotation, molecular function: electron transfer activity. Bases 39 to 794 code for a protein of 251 amino acids. Lineage: Eukaryota; Oomycota; Saprolegniomycetes; Saprolegniales; Verrucalvaceae. The record is from RefSeq and is a predicted model, not a curated record. Gene Ontology annotation, cellular component: cytosol.